UGAGCAAAAUAAAACAUGUCUGAAUGAAGAGAGCCUGGAUUCCCAUUAUAAAAUCACACAAAAAGCCUAUUUUACAGUGUACACGAACGCAGGGACAGGAUGGUGUUAUGACCGUUUUGGCCACCUGCCAGAUAGAUGGAAAACCCGCGAGGAGGAAGAGGAAGGAAAAGGGGCGGGGCCUUGACACCGGAAGAGCUGCAUGCUAUGGAAGACUCAUCAAUCUGUAAACUACCGUAGCCGUUGUACAUUCCCACCACGUGUACGGACGACGGAUACAUCUAAUGUCUCUGCUAAAUAUUUCAUCGACAUAUGUUGACAAUUUUUUGCUUGAAAAAUGUUUGAAUUAACGCUGGGAACAUUAUGAAAACACAGUGACAAGACCAACAUUUUUUACAAGCUUCAGAUCUUCCCCCGACAGGAUGAAGGAAAAUGCUCCGCGGGACCGGGGUUGCAUGGUGGGGAUCAUUUUCUUCAUUCUGGGCCUGGGAACGCUGCUGCCAUGGAACUUCUUCAUGACGGCCUCAUUGUAUUUCCAAGGUCGCCUAAACACAACAGAAUGGAGCAACGGCACAGAGGUGAUCCGUAAGGAGUAUUACUUCAACAACUGGAUGACCCUGCUGUCCCAGCUGCCCCUGCUGCUGUUCACACUGCUCAACUCUUUCUUCUACCAGAGGAUAUCAGAGGCGAUACGUAUUGGAGGGAGUCUGGUUCUGGUCCUGCUGCUCUUCAUCUUCACUGCUGUUCUGGUCAAAGUGCCCAUGGAGGAAGACAGCUUCUUCUCCGUCACCAUGGCUACUAUCUGGUUCAUCAACUCGUUUGGUGCCGUGCUGCAGGGCAGUCUGUUCGGCCUGGUGGGUCUGCUCCCUCAGAGGUACAGCGCCAUCUUCAUGAGCGGGCAGGGACUUGCGGGAACCUUCGCUGCCAUCGCAAUGCUGAUAGCUCUCGGCAGUGAUGCUGACUCUGAGACCGCUGCGUUGGGUUACUUCAUUACUCCAUGUGUGGGGACGCUGUUAACACUUUUCAGCUACAUGGUGCUCCCUCGCCUGGAAUUUGCCCAGUUUCAUUUGAACAAAAGCAGCAAGUAUGAGGCAGACACCACAGACGGGCUGCUGAAAGGAACUGAAACCGUAGCGAGAUAUAACCAAGAGAGCGGCACGGCGGAGAACGGAAAGCUGAACGGCCACGCUAACGGCUCAGCUGCCUGCAGUGUGGACGAGGUCGAGUCGGACCCACAUUCAGAAGCCAACACACACGCCUUCCUUCCAAUAGAGCAGGACAACAGGGGAGCAGCCAAAGCUCCGGUUAAGGAGGUCUUCAAGAGGAUCUGGGUGAUGGCGUUCUGCGUGACGUUUGUGUUCACCGUAACUCUGUCCGUCUUCCCUGCCGUCACGGCAGAUGUCAGAACAUAUUUUCCAAAUACUAAAUGGGAGCGCUUCUUUAUCUCCACGUGCUGCUUCUUGGUUUUCAACAUUAACGACUGGCUCGGUCGGACCAUCACCACAUGGCUGCAGUGGCCCAGUAAAGAGUCUCGUGUGUUCCCGGCGCUGGUCGUCUCUCGGUUGGUCUUCAUCCCUCUGCUCAUGCUCUGCAACGUUCAGAGCCGCUCCUACCUGCCCGUCUACUUCCCCCACGACUCUGCGUUCACUGCCAUCAUGUGUCUCUUCUCGCUGUCCAGUGGAUACUUCGUGUGCCUCUCCAUGUCCUACGCUCCACAGUUGGUGGAGCCUAAAGACGCAGAGACCGCAGGAGCCCUCAUGACCUUCUUCUUAGCUCUGGGUUUGUCCAUCGGAGCCGCCGUGUCCUUCCCUCUCAGAUAUCUGGUCUAGUCACACACACACACACACACACACACACACACACACACACACAAACACUCACCUCGCACCCCAUAGACACUGUAGAGAACUUCCACACACACACCUGAAGGGGGAAAUGGGAUGAAUGUGUCCCCCUCUCCUGUGCAGCCUCCUUGUUUUCCCAUUCAUCAGUCGGGUGCUGUGAGUACGAGCUGUGUGAGGAGGCAGCUCAGGAUUUAAUCGGGGCCGCAGAGACUCCAGGUGAGAGUCGGACCUGAGGAAGCGGCUCCUCUCUGCUCAUAGGAUUGGUUUGUUGGACCUUUAAUGUCGAUUUUGGUAGGAUUAUUUAUGUUGAAUUCGUACGUAGACGUAUGUAGGAACCCUUACGUAGACUGAAAUAGUUUCAUAUGCUGCAAUUAUUAAAACACCCGUUAGAUAGAAGUACUUCAUUUCAACCUUUGUGUUCGUUUGCUUUUUGAUAUUUGAGUUUUUUAUUUGAUUGAUGACGGUUUCUUGAAUCUACCUAUAGUUAGACGUUUUGUAUUUUUAAUAAGAUAGCUCGGUGUUACACGAGUAGAACAAACUGAAGCUUCUUUGUUUCAGCUGCAAAUGACAAAUUAACGACCCGUGUAAAAGGCACGGAGAGACGCAUGGGUGGAUUAGUGCACGGGGCCAACUAGGAGCAGGCAGCAGUCCAAGUGUUAGAGGGUUCAAAGGGACCAUAAAAGACCACAAAGAGUUGCAGAACGGCUUCGAGGAGACAGAUUUCAGGUUUGAUGUUGUUGUUUUUUCGUCUGAUUCCUUCAUGUGUGCUCCCAGACACCCAUGUAAGGCCAAUUCCAGUUUGUCCUAUCCUCCUGGUCCUGGUCAUGGUCCUUGUUCAGCUGCAGCAUCACUUCUGUUUUCACUGACGUGAAAGCUGCUGCUGCCCUCUGCUGGUCACACAGCUCUGUUGCUCCAGUGUUUCACUCAGUUAGCUGAAAAACCUCAAACAUGACGGUGGAGCAGGGGUUAUACCAGGAAGCGAGAUCAGACACAAACUCUCUUUAAUCUGUGACUGAAGCCCGACACAUGACGACAAACAAGGACGGAUGCACAGUUUGGUUCUUGCAGGAUCAAAGUUUUGCAUCACAGAAGCUUCCUGUGCUCAAAGUCCAGCGUUUCAGUCUAGAAUCAGAUGCUGGAUACAACUUUACAGUCCCAUUUCUUUGCACUGCUCAUUUAACUUUAAAUGAUGCUUAUAAAUAAUUUCAGAGUCCACUGAUUAAAGAAAGAUUUCUCCUCUCUUUACUUAAAGAACUUUCUCUGGCUGUGCAUCCACUCACUGAGAUUUAAGACUCAGGGUUACAUUUCCUUGUUGCUUUUUUACAAGCAAUAGGUAAUAUUUUACACAUAUAUAUAUAUACCUGUCUUUUUUUAAACAAUAUCAUUGAUUCAUUCAAAAUUGCAUCAUAGACUUUUAUGAAACUAGAAAGUCUCCACUUUUGGACACAUCCCAAAAGUUUCAGAGGGAUUGGCGUCCCAUCACAGCCGUCGUUGUUCCUUUUCGUGACAAAGAAACAUCACAUGAUGCGACAAACUUCCUCUUUCUGUGAGCGCACAGAGCUCAAAUAGGAAAGCCUGAGUUAUCCUCACUGGAGCUCCGGGUGUUGUCGACCCGGCGUCCUUAAAGAGAGACUGGUAGCUGUUAUUUUAAAUAUUAUUUUAAAGAUGUUUUAUUUGAUAGGACAGCUAGAGAGGGACGGAAAUGUGUGAAGAUAGGACCAAACCUGUCAGGACCAAUAGAACUGUACAUGGGGCGCCCACUAAACUCAAGCGGCAACCCCAUUCUAAAAAUAUGAGUCCAAUGCCUAAGUGUUAAAAACUUCAGUUCAUCGAGGAGCCGCUUGAGGCUGGCUCCGGAAGUCACAUACACAUGAAUGGGAAAAAGACGAUCUUUACAGCAGAAAUAAACAUGUUUUACAGCCUGGUACAAAAAACGAGUGCAGGAUGGAUAGAUCAUUUCUCGAUCGGCACACACUGUACGAGACAUUGAGAUUACAAGUCUUCCAAUGAGAGGCACAGCUGACUUGAUUGACAGGCGGGAACGCUGUAGCUGUUGGCGAGGAGGCUCAAAGCCCGCCUCUUUACCUCACAAUCGCUCGACAGCAGCAAUAUGGCUCCCGCCGACGAUUGGCCUCAAAACAGCGCUUCAGAAACAGAUUGGUGGUGUCAGUGGUGAACAGUCUAUGGCUAAACCCCACCCCAGAAGGCCGGGCUCGCUUCGUGGUAUACCCCUCAGGUUACAUAGGAAGAGCAACUUCUGAGUCCUGUCUGUCAGAUGAGGAUGUUAUGUUCGAUACAAUGUCAAGUAUUGCAUGGAUACCUUUUGCCACACCAACACCUUCACAUGCAGACGAGUUAAUGUACGACUUCAGGUGGAUGUAAGUUGAGUUUUGUUUUAGCCCCGUGAUCAUAAUCCCGAUCUCUGCAGACUUAACAUUUAUUUUUAUUCUCCAACGUGUCACCUUCAGACUUUAAGAAGUCGUUCUCGACUAGGUCAACGUCUUGGUGACUGCUGCUGCUUAAAAUAUAAUAAGGACUGAGUCCCAGUGGAGGGAGCAACAUUACCCGGAUCAUAACAUUAUUUUUCAUGUAUGGUUUGACCUAUGCUGCAUUCAAUUAUAGUGGGAUUUUUUUUUAUCCUUUUACUCUGUUGUUUGUAAUGUAAACUGAACACAUGCGAAUGAGGUUCUACCAAGACAAUAUCUCCGUUAACUAGAAACAGCUGCUGCGUUGAUGCCUUCAGAUCCACCAGAGUCCAUUCACAAAACACUCAUUUCACCUUUAAAACAUGGUGAUGAUUUACAGAUCACAACCUUGAUUGUGUUGUUGAGUGGUUGAGUUAAACGGUUGAAUCAGCUCAUGCUACAUAAUUGUGUCAUGCACACUUUCACAGAAAAGUCCCCUGAUGUGUGCAGCACUAGAGCCAAAACUCCUCCCUCUGAGGGGUUAAAUGACUGUUUUUGUGAACAGAGUUUGGUGGCUUUGAGGAACACAAUGUAACAGAUGUUUCUGGGUUCUUAUUCUGAAAAAAAGGUACCUGUAGGGAUCCUUCCUGCAACACCAGAAUAAAAAUCUGGCAAAGAAGUUGUACUUGAUGGUUAAAGUGCAUUUUAUAGUAUUGAAUUAAGCUCCAAAUGCUGCUGCAAACAAAUCAAAAACUGUAACUCUGGGUCAAAAAAUACUGUAAUUACUCUUUUUUUUAUUUGCUUACAGAAAACAAACUACGGUACUGUUUAUGAUAAGUAUUUAGUUUCCAUGUUUAAAUGUAGUACAUGCUACAUUUAAACUUUCUGCAGGAAUUCUGCAGGAAACAUGGUGCAAUCACAUUCUGCUUCAUAUUUCCUGCAGACCCUGAAUGCAGCAUGUUACAGUCAUUUAACCCGGGGAUUUAUUCAUCUCUACUUUCUGCUUCUGAACCGGUUGUGUAGAGAAUGUAAAAUUCACAGGCAGUGUACGGUUUAUAGUCGCAGGAGUCAUAGUGAUAGUGUCAUAUUGAAGCCGCCUCCUGUAGUGAUUGGUCUGUGCUUGUGUUGCUGAUUGUCUUAGCAGCAGGACUUCAUCCAACAUGAGCAACAUAAGCAGAGUCUUCAAAGGUCUCACAGUGUUUUCUCUGAUACUUGAUGUGCUGCUCAAAAACACAGUCUGGGAUACAGUAAAGGGAAAAAUGCCUGUGCAUGUGCAUCAUGUAUCUUUGUAGAUGAACUGUCAAUAAAUAGUUGAGUAUAACAGAA
Messenger RNA from Notolabrus celidotus (New Zealand spotty), 5572 nucleotides. RefSeq names its product equilibrative nucleoside transporter 2-like. The coding region runs from base 420 to 1826 and encodes 468 amino acids. The transcript has 14 exons. NCBI's taxonomy places the organism in Eukaryota, Metazoa, Chordata, Actinopteri, Labriformes, Labridae. Gene Ontology annotation, molecular function: nucleoside transmembrane transporter activity. Gene Ontology annotation, biological process: guanine transport; uridine transmembrane transport; hypoxanthine transport. The record is from RefSeq and is a predicted model, not a curated record. Gene Ontology annotation, cellular component: basolateral plasma membrane; plasma membrane.